This is a messenger RNA of Colletotrichum truncatum, 1302 nucleotides long. RefSeq lists its product as uncharacterized. The record is from RefSeq and is a predicted model, not a curated record. NCBI's taxonomy places the organism in Eukaryota, Fungi, Ascomycota, Sordariomycetes, Glomerellales, Glomerellaceae.
AUGACGACACUACUGUCUCUACCCCGCGAGCUGCUUCGUUGCAUUCUAUCGGAGGUUUAUAGGCAUACAGAACCUGAAUGUUUUCAGUUAAUGCCGUUGUUUGAGGUGUACACGAACAGUAUUCCCACGCUGAAAUCCCUGUCACAAACAUGUCGCCAGCUUCACCAGGCCGUCGUACCUUUCCUCUACAGAGACAUAAGCUUAGAGAGAACAACCGGUCCAGCACUCAUAGCUCUUCUGCGGUAUUUUGAAGCAAAUCCAUACUCAGCAAGUUGUGUUCGAAAAAUAUACAUCAACUGGAACACUCUAGAUAAAGAUGCAUUUGUCUAUUCCUACGAUGACACGGAGUUUAUCAACGGCCUAGCCAAAAGCCUCGGACUAAGUUUGCCUGAAAACUGGGAUGUGUAUGAGGAGAGUACGAGCAUCCUGGCAGGUCUAGUUCUCCUCAAAGCGAGCGAUGUCCAGACUGUGGAUGUCAAAGGGUACCCAGCGUCAUUUUACCAGAGCAUUCCGGUGCGUGCAUCUCAUCGGUUAAGGUCUUUUAAAGAGUUUCGCUCUUCGGUCAGACCAGGAGACUUUCGUCCAGAACCAAUGUACGACUUGUGCCGUCUCAUAAAUCUAGCACCUCAUCUCAAAGUCUUCCACGCGAAUAACCUGCUUGGAAUGAAUGAAGGUGAUAUUGACUGGAGCAAUAUAACCAGCCUUAAUCUCGAUGAUGAUCAAUUUGGCACGAAAAAAAUCAUUCGAAUUAUCGAAUCAUGCAAGCGCCUGGAGCAUCUUGAAUUCGAAUGUGGCGACGAGAGCCCUGCUCCGGUGAUAGUGGCUCUCGAAAAGCACGCAGAAAGCAUGAAAUUACUCAGUUUCAUUUCCUACGGAGACGACCCCGAGGCUGAUGGGCUCAUCUCUCUAAAAGCUUUUCAAACCUUGGAAGGAUUAACACUCAACGGCCUCGAAUGUGUGCCGGGGACCAUCUUACAGACAAUUCCUCAGUCGCUAAAUCAUCUCCGUAUAGACGGCGAUUUUGAUCAUCUCCAAGAAGAUUUUCAAUGGCUUGCGUCAAAGUAUCUUGAAGGAUCAUUUCCCAAUUUCGAGCGGCUGCGAUUAGAGCCCAUGUGGACCUGUGGACAUGAUACGUGCCCGUUCAUACUGGACGGCAAAAUUAGGCUAGACAAGAUGGAACGUCUCCAAGAUGAGGGGUUCUCUGCCGAAUACGAGGGGUCUACGUGCAAGACACAUUGGGAAAUCGUUCUGGAGCUUGUUAAAGCUGGAAUCCAAGUCUGGGUCGAUCAGCCUGUUCCAUAG